AUGGAGGGAUUCGAGGAAUUUCUUGCACUACGGGGCGUACAACGGACAUUGAUUAACAGGAAUACACCGUUUCGGUAUGCUCAUCACAAUACGAGAUCUCAAAGGCAAGAUACGUUUGAUCUGUCAGAUGAUGGCUCAAGCCUUGGCGAAGGUGAUUUGAUUGAAAAUAUUUCUAAUGAUAACGAAGUUCAAGUUGAUGAUGAUGAUGAUGAUGAUGAUGACUUAGUUGGCGAAUCGCAUUACGAAAGAGAUGAAGCAUGGUUUGAGGAUAGAGUGGGAAUCCGUCUUUUGAACGGAACUGACUACGUACAAGCGGCUCCACCUCGCUUGCGAGAAUCGGUUAUUUUUGGCGUACACUCUGUGGUAUUAGCGGGAAGAGAUGAUUUCCCUAGGCAAUUUAGAUUGGCAAAUGAGCUAGUCGAAGAAUCCAGUGAUGAUAUAAGAGAUGCUUCAUUUGAAGGUGAUCUGGAAGACACUGACUCACUUUACAACCUGGGAGGGGGGAAUUUCAAUACAGUUGUUGAAAGUACCCCCGUUACAGCAUCUUCUAUUAUCAGCGGGUCAGCAAUGUCACAGCUUGGAGAAUUGGAUAGCAAAUUUAAGUUUACUGAGAAGAAGUCAUCAAGUGUCAGAUAUAGAUAUCCUCGUUUGCAAGAUAAAACCAACUUCAUUUACUCACCACCAGUGAAGGAAAUAGAGAAGGAUACCUUCCAAGUCAAUAUUGAACGUAAUCAAAAGCAGUUUUUAUUGCAACAAGCUCCUGCAGAAAAGUUUUAUAAUGGACUAAACUUGACUGCACAAGGGUCAAUCGCUUUGAAUUCAGUGAAAGAUAGUAUGAAAUACAAGAAUAACUUAACCUGCACUUUUUCUCAUGAUGGUGAUUACCUAGUUAUAGCUGUUGAAUCUCGGCUCCAUAUUUAUGAUUUUGAUCCAAUGACAAAUCUACCUAAUAGAACACCACGUUUAAUUUUUGAUACUAAACCUUCAUUUUCUUCAACUACGGACCGAGUUGUUUCUACGUGGCCCUAUUUCCCUCAUGGUAUCAAUUAUAUCAGAAAUUGCCAGUUCCUCGGCAAAACGGUUGUUUGUGCUUGCAUCGAUGAUGGCCGUUUGCUAAUAUGGUUUGUUGAAAGAUUUGUUGAACAAAUGAACCAAUUUGAAUCGCCAAUCGAGCAGGAGAGUUUUAGAAAUUUGACAAUAUCUCCCGAUUUUAAAGUUAGAUUGAGUGCAUCCUUAUGGGGUCUUGAUAUAAAGGAGAAUAUCAUUAUUGCAUCGGAUAACUCCCAAUGUGUUGUUUUGCUAUUCUACCACGAACACGACGGAAGAUUUUAUCACGUAAAAACGCAUCAAAUACUACACAAUAUACCAAGCGUGUCCAUAAUAAAGCAUACCAGAAAAACUGUCCAUGUUGCAUGUGCUUCUAUUUCAGGGGAGCUAGUUAUUUUUGAAUUUAAACUAAGACUUGUUGCCGGACCUUUGAACAAGUCCGAUUUGGAAUUUUUCCAGCAUAGGACAAUCUACUAUACAGAUCCAAUGAUUGAGUCCUUGGAGUAUGGCAAUGGAGAUGACGAUGGGUAUCGUCGUUGGCAUCAAGAUCUAUACAAUGACGUCGACUUGAUUAGUAAUGGCAAAAACGUUUUCAAAAGAAUUGAAUUCUAUACACCUACAAUAUUAUCUCGAUGUGUUCUCAAUGAGGAUUGCUGGACAAUCCAACCCUUUCAUUCUAAUUGGUUUUUACCUGUGGGUUCAUUGCAAUCGGUCUUUGGUGAUUCCGAAAUUGAUGAAGAAAAAGAGCAUGCGAGAAUUAUAGCAGAAAGUGACGUUUUGAAGUGGAAACAGGAUCGUAAGUCGCAAAAGCAGGUACUAGAUGAAAACGAGAAUGACGGCGAUUUUGAUAAUCAAACAAGUUUAGGCGUAGCUGCCAAAUACCAAUUUUACAAGUCUAAUUCAAUAGAUUUUGAAGGAGCUGAUGAUCCUGUUAUUCGAAUACCAUCUAGUGCUAAAAUGACAAAUGUCAAUGAUGAAUACAAGCGAAUCCAUAAGGAUAUUGUACUUCGUGAAAAGGUCAAAAAUGUUACUGAUGAUUUCAUGAUUGUCACUACCUCAAAAAAAAUUGCAUUGUUUAAGUACCCCACUUUGUACUGUCCCUGUGCAACUAACCCUUUGUUUAACUUGGACUUGUAUCGGAAGGCGGAUAGCUGUCAUUCAAACAGGCUUUCAAUUUCAGUAGUCAUACCAGAACUAUCAUGCUUCAUUGGUGUAUCUCAACAAGGUACAGUCACAAUUAUGCGAUUAUGUACUUCUAGAGGAGUUUAUGGAAUGAGACAAGAGCAUGUGUUUCCCAAUGCAUUCAAGAUGGCACCUACUGAUAAUGGUAAUUAUCGAAGUAUUGUUGGUUUGAGUGUACGAGAAAAAAAGAGCCAAGUGGGAGCAAAUAAUGGUGAUUGUGAAUCUGUGGGUGAGAAAGAUGGCUCAAUAUACUUGCUUUACAUUUUGUAUGAUGAUGGAAGUCUCCUUGGCUACACAUUAAGAGAGUGA
This is a messenger RNA of Lodderomyces orthopsilosis Co 90-125, 2538 nucleotides long. RefSeq lists its product as uncharacterized. The transcript has a single exon. The record is from RefSeq and is a predicted model, not a curated record. The coding region runs from base 1 to 2538 and encodes 845 amino acids. Lineage: Eukaryota; Fungi; Ascomycota; Pichiomycetes; Serinales; Debaryomycetaceae. Gene Ontology annotation, molecular function: protein binding.